GUCCGCGCGCGGCAAACGGUCCCGCGUCGUCGUGCCGUCCGCUUCUACUAGCGCACGGUUAAUUUUUUUAAAAAUUUUUCAUUAGUAAUUAUUUUUACGCGCACACUACAGUGCACGAUUAUUGCACACAGCGAACACUCCGAAUCUUACUUAGGUACUCCGAGACAAUACUGUAAGCGGUGAGCGUUUUUUUUUUUCGAAAACCGCCGCAGUCGUAUAAUAUCGUCUACACGACGUAUAAUCAUACGCUCACCUAAUAUAUACACUCGUGAUAGGUGUAUAUUAAAAAUCAAAAAGUUAACCGAACACACAUCGAAAUAAUGUUGAUGAUGAACGAUCUGGGAUCAAUGGCUGCCGGUAUGAUGCCGUUUGACCCGAUGUGCGGUAGCCUCUACGAGCAGCAGCCGCCCAAGCCUCGCUUCAUAUUCAAAAUGCCGCGAGUCGUGCCCGACCAGAAGAACAAAUUCGAAACCGACGAACUCUUCAGGCGUUUGAGUCGCGAGAGUGACGUUCGAUACACCGGUUACAGAGACAGACCACAUGAAGAACGUCAAAGUCGAUUUCAAAUCGGAUGCCGUGAAGGUCAUGUAGACAUUGCAUUCACUGCGACUGGAACCAAUUUGCAAUUAAUGUUUACUCCAAGUAUGCCGAUUCCUUCAUACCAUCAAUCUACCAAUGGUACUUGUAAUUUCGAAAAAGAACGAGGAAUGGUUCACAUACUGUCGCAUUUCAUAAUGAAUGGUGUGUGCGUCCGGUGGAAAGGGCGCAUCGACUUGGACAAAUUGGACGGUAUUGGUUGUCUGGAGUUUGACGAGGAACGAGCAAUGAUCGAGAACAGGAUGUUGCAAGAGCAAAUCGAGAGAUACAACGACCGUAUCAGAGAAUAUCAGGACAAACCUCGUGCCUAUAGAAACCAAGAGCGCGGUGUUACUGAUUCAGAUUUAGACGUGAAAAGAAGAUUGAACUAUUAAAUCAUUAGAUGCAUACAAAUAUGACUUGUGCGCGUUUAUACACAAUAUAUAUCUACAUAAUAUUGUAGUGUGUUUGUAUCUUUAUGUAUUUAUGUGCGUGUGUGUGAAAA
This is a messenger RNA of Melanaphis sacchari, 1081 nucleotides long. RefSeq names its product protein big brother-like. Gene Ontology annotation, cellular component: nucleus; core-binding factor complex. Gene Ontology annotation, molecular function: transcription coactivator activity; sequence-specific DNA binding. The record is from RefSeq and is a predicted model, not a curated record. The coding region runs from base 321 to 971 and encodes 216 amino acids. NCBI's taxonomy places the organism in Eukaryota, Metazoa, Arthropoda, Insecta, Hemiptera, Aphididae. The transcript is spliced from 5 exons. Gene Ontology annotation, biological process: regulation of transcription by RNA polymerase II.